Sycon ciliatum is the source of this 2033-nucleotide messenger RNA. RefSeq names its product ras-related protein Rab-14. The transcript has 10 exons. Bases 265 to 915 code for a protein of 216 amino acids. NCBI's taxonomy places the organism in Eukaryota, Metazoa, Porifera, Calcarea, Leucosolenida, Sycettidae. Gene Ontology annotation, molecular function: GTP binding; GTPase activity. Gene Ontology annotation, cellular component: phagocytic vesicle; trans-Golgi network; Golgi apparatus. The record is from RefSeq and is a predicted model, not a curated record. Gene Ontology annotation, biological process: phagosome maturation; endocytic recycling; defense response to bacterium.
CGCAUUUCUCUUGCUUUGGCUUCGGUUUUUUCGAGUGUCGUGAUCUUUCCAUGACAGUGGAGAUCUACGUUUGCUUGUGAGUGAGGGCGGCGUAAAGCGAGAGACUUCUUCCAACCCUUUCGUUUGUAGCCAAGGCUCGUUUACCUUUGUUUUCAUCUCCACUACCUCUGAGAUCUCCUGUGGCUGACGUGUAGAUUUGCUUGGAUUUGGCUGCAAGGCCUGGUGUAGUUCUUUGUCGUGCGAGGAAAUUGCCCUGAAGUAGCCAUGGCCGCGGGACCAGGUCCUUACAAUUAUUCGUAUAUCUUCAAAUAUAUCAUCAUCGGUGAUAUGGGAGUUGGCAAAUCAUGUCUUCUUCACCAAUUCACUGAGAAGAAAUUCAUGGCGGAUUGCCCACACACAAUUGGUGUUGAGUUUGGCACACGGAUCAUUGAGGUUUGUGGUCAGAAAAUCAAGCUACAAAUUUGGGACACGGCUGGCCAGGAACGGUUUCGUGCUGUCACAAGAAGCUACUACCGUGGUGCUGCAGGUGCUCUGAUGGUCUACGACAUCACCAGACGGAGUACAUACAACCACCUCAGCAGCUGGCUGACGGAUGCGAGGAACCUCACCAACCCCAACACGGUUAUUUUCCUAAUAGGCAACAAAUCAGAUCUGGAAGCGCAGAGAGAUGUAACGUAUGAGGAAGCAAAACAAUUCGCCGACGAAAACGGUCUGCUCUUCCUCGAAGCUAGCGCUAAGACUGGUGACAACGUUGAGGAUGCUUUCCUUGAGACUGCGAAGAAGAUCUACCAGAACAUCCAGGAUGGAAGCUUGGACUUGAAUGCAGCAGAGUCUGGCGUUCAGCACAAGCCCAACCCGCAGCGAACAGACGUUCGCAAUGAUCGGCCAGCAAAGAGCGACGGCUGCUCUUGCUAACGCCUUCUCCAAGAGAACGGAGAGAAAGAGAGAGAGUGUGUGUGUGUGUAUACGUCUUGCGCUGUGCUCGCAUCGCCCUGGCGGGAGAGGGCAUGCACGGAGUCGGCUGCCGUUGACCUCGCUCCCUUCCCCCGCCUACAGUGCUGUAAGCUCUGAUGUAUUGACUCGGUGAGGGAUGGAGAUAUCUUUUCAUUGCUACGACCCGUAAUGUCAUUUAUAAUGCUCGUGGCAUAUAGGCCCCCCUUUUUUAUAGUAAGAUUUAUCUCCUGCCCGUAUGUUCUCCUGUAGUUAGAUCAUUCAUUUGUGGCCUUCUCCUUGUCUCCUCUAUCUUCGCACAUGUUUGGGAUUCUAUCUAUAUAUUUUAUUGCUGACUGUACUCACCCACUCACGUGCACCCACUCGCUGUAGCCAUCCUGUGCUCUAUUGAAGGAAGCUAUUGCCUUUCCUAGCAGACGCCGCGCAUUCCACACGUGCCCAGCGCGUCCCACUUCUCUGCCCACGCUAAGCAAUGAGAGUUGUUGGGCGAUCCCUGUAGUGACAAAGGUUUGCCAAUUGCAAGUUAUCUCGUGACAUGUUUUCGUUUUUGCUAUUGGCUAUUUUUUCGUCUUAUUGCGUUCAUCAUUUCCAGUGGUUUGCCCCUUAUUAGUCGGUGUCCGUAACGGUGCCUGCUCACUGCAGCGCGGUUGCUUUCGUGGCUCGCCCAGUCUAUCGCAGCCCUUCCCUCCCUGCUAGCUGCGUUGUAUUUAGUGUGCCUGUCGCUCUCCGUCUGCGGCGGCGGUAUGGAUGCUGUCCUCCUUUGCUUUCAGCAGUGUGGUGACGCCAGCGACGACCCAAUCCCCCUUGUUUGCCACGACCUACACCAGUUAGCAGGCUCUGUGCAGCAAGCCAGCUUUGCACCUGUGUCUGCUUUCUAUUGUUUUUAUCUGACUCCCCGGUCUCUUUUUUUUUCUUCUUGUUUCUUUCUUAGUGUAUUCUGUCGUUGGCUUUGUCAUGGUACUGUCAUGGUACUGUCCCGUCCCUUUCAUAGCACCCGUUUUGGCGUACUUCCUGUCUAUGCUUCGUUGUUCGCUGUAUCUAGUAUUCCAUUUGAUUUUCUGAAUUGAUUUGUGUAACUGCAA